Molecule: messenger RNA, 4665 nt
Organism: Oikopleura dioica
Lineage: Eukaryota; Metazoa; Chordata; Appendicularia; Copelata; Oikopleuridae
Source: the annotation of a GenBank genome assembly
AUGCGCACUGAUGAAGUCAACGAGGACUCGUCGAAAGCACCACAAGACACUCCUCGACGAGAACGUGGAUCAGACGAGCUGAGCGAAAACUCCUCUAAAAAUAAGAAAAAUUCCAAGCGAGAGAGGGGCGGCAAGAGGACUAGUAGAAAAAAGCAAAAUGCUGCUCGUUUUCCGAAAAAGUCAGAUGAUGAUAGAACGGUGAUACGCACUUCCGAAAACAAAGAAGACAUUGGACCAGACCAGCCAAAGAUACGAAUCAAGCAACGCGAGCGAGAGAACUCAACCUCAAAUGAGCAACCUCAGCAACAAAAACUGAAGCCUAAACAAGUGAAGAACUAUCUACGCGCCGAGCUGCUUCAAUUCGAGCUACACCGGUUGAGAGAGAUGGAAUCACGUACGCAGAUAAAGCAGAAACCCACAAGAAUGAUGAAGAAAAAAGAGAGAAGAAGAAAGGCAAAGGAACGUCGAGACAAUCCGCCAAAGUUGACAUCUUACAGCAAUCCAAGUAUAUCAAAGGAUGAUGAGUUCAUUUUCGUCCAUCUAGCUGCUUAUAUGCUAAAAAAUGAUCGACAGUAUAUUCCUGCGCUCUUCAAAGGCUCCGAGAAAUACAACACAGUUUCCGAUGCCUACGCACUGCACGACUUCAGAACUCAUCACAUUGACACGGAAGGUCCCGAAGACAGCCCAUCUUAUAGCUGCAAACUAUGUUUGAUCGACUUCCCAAAUCGCGAAAACGCCCUUCACCACUGCUACAAAGAUAGUUACCACAAACUUUUGAAGACAAAAGUUUUGGAAUUGGAUGUAGCUAAGCUGGCGGCAAGUAAAUUCCCGCUUGAUCAAAAUCCUGAUAGAUUGGCAAUGCUCAAUGCGGAGUUGAACAGUCUGUUAGACAAUAGACUGAAUUCUGUUGACUUUAACAAACGAUCAGAUUGUUUUGAGAGGAUUGCAGCAAUUUUAAAGAAGUUUCUUCCUGAUAUUAAUGUCCAACUCUAUGGAUCUACCGCCUAUAAAGCCGUGCUAGAAUCAUCAGACAUCAAUAUUUGCGUCUCGAGAGAAAGAACCCGUGCAAAUACUCUCCUCAGCCAGAUAUUCUACUUCCUACAUGACCUUUCAAACGACCCAGAUGCGAACCUAAAAUCAGUAAAGAACACUUUUUAUGCGCCACAGGCUGGAUCAACCUUUAUGCCGAACGUUGCCGCUAUCGACUGUGAAACUGGUGUCAAAUUCACAAUCAUUGGAGCUGAUCAUGCUAGAACCUCGCGCAUAAAAACUGCCAAUUUGAUAAACUUUUACUUGACCUACGAGCCGAAAAUACAAAAACUGGCGCUGAUCUUCAGGCAGUGGGCCAACUGGUGUGGCCUUGAUGAACCUGAUAACGGAACUUUGCCAGCAUUUACUCUUGUUAUUUGUGUCAUUUACUUCUUCCAGAGAAGAGGAUGGGUUCCAAUUCUUAACGAAAAAACAGAUUGCAACCUCGUUAAUAUUCCUUAUCGAUUCGAAGAUGGAAAAUGCUUCAUUCGACGAUUAAAGUCAUCUGCUUCCUCAAAUUUUUCAAGUAAAUCCAGUCAAAAAUCUUCUGCAACGAAUAGUCCGCCAGUUGAGAAAACAACCAAAAGUCAACCAAAAAGUUCCGACGAAAGAGAAGAAGCAAAUAAUGAAGAUGAAAGCUCCGGAUUAUCAUCUGACGAAGAAGAGUCCCGAGAACUGAUCUUUGAGGAUGAUACAAUAGACUCUGAGCCGCCAACGAUCGAAAGCACAUCGGAACCUCCUACGAUCGAGCAAGAAACACCAACUAUCGAAGCUAAAACAGAAGAGGGUAGUGAAGAAGCAGAAUUAGAGGAUGAAGAGUCUCUCUUAGAGGCUUCUCAGGUGCCUGAAAGUAUGUGUCUCGCGAGACUACUUGUUGAUCUCCUUGAAUUUUACGCAUACGAACUUAACUACGAAAAAGAACUGAUUUCCAUCAUCGACCAAACUGCGACGAGAUCAUCGCUGAAUAUGGGUGUCAGGCGGAUAGCCAUUCAAGAUCCCUACUCUCCAGUGAGGAAUGCUGCUAGAACUCUCACCGGACAAGGAAACUUUGAGUUUUGGAAAGCAAGGCUUCGAGUUGCCUAUGGCAGGCUCUUUAUCGGUCCCAAUGAGUUGCGAAAGAUGAUCCAUGCGAAUAAAUUUGGGCAUUUGAAACCCCGAGAAGAAAGAUUUGAUAUUAUCAGGGAAAGCAGCGAUAACAAAUUGAUCGAAGUAAAAUCUGACGCUGGAUUAGAGGUUUUCGUUGAAGAUGGAGAAAGCGAGCUGACCGACAGGGUACGCAAAAUGAGUAUAGAGACUGACCAGGAAAAGAAACGUUCCGUGAAACUCAACCCAAGAUUGCUCAAUCAUAUCAACAAGUAUAUCGCGUCUGACAAGAGUAGAACACCUUCGCCAAGGACUUCCCCGCGAUCAGAAACUACUUCUCCGAUUUUAUGUUCAGAAACACUAGAAUCGAAGAUCGAAAAAAAUCAGUUAUCAUCCCCAGAAAAUGGUGAGAAUACUCCAAGAGCAUCCGAAGAGUCGACACUUGAAGAAAGCGAAUCGAAAGUGUACUCGGAUCCCGAAGAUGAAUUCAAAGAUUCCGAAGAAGAGCCGUCUGAGGAUGAUUCUGAUGGUAGUGAAUCAAAUAACAGUGAAAUUGAUGACGAUAUGAUUGAUUCAGCGAAGAAUAAAGUGAAAAAGAUGGUAAAAAAAGAACAAGAUCCUAUUUUCAAGCGCAUGACUGCUGUCUUUGACCAAGAGUGCGUGGCUGGAGGUCCUCUUCCGAAACGACAGUGCAUUCAUUGCCGGUCAGACGAGCACGCAAGUGACGCUUGCCCAGAUGACAUCGACCGAGUCCGUCUCGAGCGUCUUCCAGAGAUGAAAACACAGGACUACGCCUGGCUUGACGGAGUAUUGAUGAGAGUAUUUGCAAGAAAGAAACCCGCUGAUAGAGAAAUACACACAAGAGAGCGUGCGCUCAAAUUCAUUCAAAACUUCAUGGAGAUGAACUACGACAAGAACUCGAGAUUGGAGCUCUUUGGCUCGAGCAGGAAUGGUUUUGGAUUUUCUGGUUCUGAUUUAGAUAUUUGCUUGACGUUUGCAGGACACGAUACGGAACCGCCAGAAAUCUACAGCGACCCGGUUGAAGUCAUUAAGAGUAUUGCCCAAGCCUUCAAAACCAACACUGUCUUCUCCAAUAUUGUUGCCAUCACUCAAGCCAAAGUGCCAAUUGUGAAGUUCGACUUGCAUUUAGCUGAUCAUAUCAAGUUCGAGGCAGAUAUUUCGUAUUAUAAUGUUCUUGCAAAAAGAAAUACGAAACUGUUGAGAACUUAUUGCUUGUUGGAUCGAAGAUGUGAAAUUCUUGGUUAUCUUGUAAAAGCAAUGGUGAAAGAAAUCGGAAUCGGCGAUGCUAGUAGGGGAUCCUUGAGCUCUUAUGCUUACAUUUUGAUGGUGAUUCACUUCCUGCAACACGAAGGCGUUCUCCCAGUGCUUCAAGAGCUGCACAAAGGCGACGAAAGACCCUCAUACAUUGUCGAAGGCUAUAAUACUUGGUUUCAGGAAGAUCCACUUGUCAUUGCAGAAUUUAUGAAUAAUCGAUCAGACUCUCAGAUCAACGACUGUCUAUCGAAACUUUGGGUCAAGUUCUUGAGAUAUUACACUGAAGACUUCAACUUUGAAAGAGAUGUUGUCCAGUGCCAGAUGAGUGGACGACUGUCACUCUUCGAGAAGGAAUGGACCUCGAAAUGCAUUUCCAUUGAAGAUCCCUUCGACCACAACCACAAUUUGGGCGCAGGAGUUUCUCGAAAAAUGGCAAAUUUCAUCAUCUCUGUCCUACGAAGAGCCAGGCAUGUCUUCGGAUCAUUCGAUAUCUCCAUGUAUACACGAAUGAUAAUUCCACACAUGGCUCCAGAUCUCAAUGUCGAUAUAUUCUGCGACAUUUUGCUGAGUAAAGCGCUACUCACAAACGGCGAAGAGGUUCCUAACGAUCGUUGCUGCAGAAUUUGUGGCAAAAUUGGUCAUUUUAUCAAAGACUGCCCAAUGUCAGCGAAAAACCGUCGUCUUGCCGAGAAAAAUGGCCAAGUAGUUGAAACUCCACCUCGACCAUGCUUUGUUUGUAACGAAGUCGGCCAUAUGAAAAAAGACUGCCCACUCAAGAAUCGCCAGAAUCAACGGCAACAACGAAAUUCCAGAAAUCAUGAUCGCCUGGAAAACGCGCCUAAGCAUGACUUGGAUAAAAGACAUCAAAAUCAAAAUCAUUACCAACAUGACAUCCGCUUCAAGAAUUACAAUCAGAGACGUUUCGACGGGGAUCGCCAGGUACAUUGCAGCCCUGAUUACAACAGAGGAACUAAAAAGCAUGGUCAGCUUGCGAUGCAACAACACCAAAGUCACAUGUCGCCUUUGGCAAAUCAAAGCGGAGUGCUACUCAAUCACAACCUCUCCCAGCUAAAAUUCGAGCACGGAAAUGAUUUGAACUCGACUGUCAACAGACUAAACCGAGCUGAAUCUCAGUACUAUCAGAACGUCAGAAACACGAUGCAAAUGUACCAAAACUACCAAGCUCGUCAGCGUGCCGAAUCAGACCUUCAUCACGGCCACCGCGGCCAACACUCCACCCCUGACCGAUCAUCGCGAUCACGCACCAACACCGAUUGA